Molecule: messenger RNA, 1083 nt
Organism: Eimeria acervulina
Lineage: Eukaryota; Apicomplexa; Conoidasida; Eucoccidiorida; Eimeriidae
Exons: 3
Coding region: 1-1083 (360 amino acids)
Biological process (GO): regulation of transcription by RNA polymerase II
Cellular component (GO): nucleus
Molecular function (GO): transcription cis-regulatory region binding
Source: RefSeq, a predicted model, not a curated record
AUGCAUGCGAGGGGUUCUUCAUCGUGGGGCUCAGCGGAAGCCCUGCGAGUUUCUGGGCUUGGCUCUGCAGCAGCAGCAGCAGCAGCCGCAGCAGCAGCAGCAGCAGCAAAGGAGGCUGCUGCUGCCAGAGGCCCCUUCCCUCCCGGCAGCAGCAGCACAGCAGCUGCAGCAGCAGCAGCAGAAGAAGAGAAGUGGGGUCUUGUUGCUCCUGAGGGUCGUCUGAUUGAGGGCCGCCUGCGUGCGACAGCAGACACGCAGACUGCCUUGCGGCUGCUGCAGCUGCUGCAGCAGCAGCUGCAGCAGCAGCAGCAACCACAGCAACAGCAGCAGGAACAGCAGCAGCAGCAGCAGCAGCAACAGGAACAGGAACAGCAACAGCAGCAGCAACAGCAGCAAGCAGCAGCACGCGAAUCUGAAUAUCGAAUUCGCCGCAUCUUGCUUGUAGACCCCAAGCAGCAGCAGCAACAGCAGCAGCAGCAGCAACAGCAGCAGCAGCAAGUGACGCUUGAUCUCUUUCUGUCUCCUCAGAGCCUCGUGGGCUCGGGCCUUCUUCGCGUAGCAGCUCCGCUGCAGCAAGACUUGAUGCAGCAGCUGCAGCGCAGCAGCAGUAGCAACAGCAGCAACAGCAGCAGCAGCAGCAGCAGCAGGAUGCCCGAGGGUUUGCUGCUCGUGCAUGAGGCCCCCGUCUCUCCUUCUAUGGAGGAAAUGCUGAAGGCAAUGAACUUCGAGGCGCGAGCUGAGGAGUUUAUAUUGAGGAGGGUUUUUGAAUUUGAAGUGGCUGGGGGCCCUCUAGAGAUUACCUUCGACUGGAGAUUUAGAGAUGAGACGGAGACAGAAGAGAUAUACGCAGGCCAAGUUAUUAUAGACUUAGUUGCUGCUGUCCCCUUACUGCAGCAGCAGCAGCAGCAGCAGCAGGAGCAGCAAGAGCAGGAGCAGGAGCAGCAACAGCAGCAGCAGCCGCUGCAACAGCAGCAGCAGCAGCAGCAGCAAGUAGAGGAGCUGCUGCAUCGCUUGCAGCAGGGCGCUGCAGUGUACGCAGCUAGCAUUAAUUUUAGGGGUUUUAAUAUUGCAGCAGAUUUUUAA